UGCUGGUCGGGCGCUUUCAUCUCCUCUGAGCUGGAGCGGGGCGGGGUUGGGCAUGGACCGUCCUGUGGGGCUGGGGCUGGAGCCUUCUUCCCGAGUCCGGGGCCAAGGCUUUCUCCCCCAGAGCGGGAGUGGAGGCUGGACCCCUCUGACCAAAGCCAAGGUUCGGCCGGUCCUCCUGUGACCAGGCUGCAGCUGCCCCGCUUCCUCGCCGCCUCCAAACCUGGCCCAAGCUGAAGGUUCUGGCCAUACACCCACACUGAGACUGGGCUCUGGUCCUGUGGCCACAGCUCAGCGCUCUGUCCGCCACCUCCCCCUGGGCCCACCUGCCCCUUCUCCCCAAAGCCACUUCCUUGGGCGCUAGAACCUGCAAGACUUCAGCCUCUUGCCUCCCCCCCUGGGAGCGGUUCCUGCGCUUCCUACAGCCCUUGCCCCUCGGCAGCUGUGCCCCCUGAUCUGUCUCCUGGGGCCUCCUCCCUCCCUAACGGAGCAGUUGGAGCAGAUAGCCAGGCUGCCCGGAAGACUAUUUGGUGGGGUUUCUGCACUAAGGCGGAAACCCAGCAAAAUUUGCCCUUUCUCUACAGUCCCACGAGGCGGCUCCCCAGUUCCCCCCUCAGAUCCCAGGUUUGGCGAAUCCUGCUGAGAGUGAGCAGUAGGAGGAUUUUCGAAAGCUUCCAGCUUACCACCUGGAAGACGGUCACUUUAUUUUGAGCAAAGGAGAUAAUAGGAGGCAGGCCCCUGCAGGAGUCUUGGAGGGUCGGAUGCAGCGCCGGAUGAGGAUGAGGCGUGGCGGAAGAUGCGUUUGGCUCUGCAGACACUGCAUCGGGCAGCAGGGGACUCUGGGAGGCUGGUGCAGCCAGAAGGCAUGGCUCUUGACAGCCUUCUAGUAGAAUCUCUGGAAUUGUGCAUGUCCCCCUCACCUCCAGCCAGUCUAUACAGACUUGCUGCCUGCUAUGUCACCGGGAACGCAAAGGCUGGGAAGAAGGCCCUUCACAAAACGGACUGGUGUUGCAGGGUGAAAAGCUACCCCCUGACUUCAUGCCAAAGCUCGUCAAGAAUCUCCUAGGCGAGAUGCCUCUAUGGGUCUGCCAGAGUUGCCGAAAGAGCAUGGAGGAAGAUGAAAGGCAGACAGGUCGAGAACAUGCAGUGGCGAUCUCCUUGUCACACACAUCCUGUAAAUCACAGUCUUGUGGGGGUGAUUCUCAUUCCUCCUCGUCUUCCUCUUCAUCAUCCUCAUCAUCCUCCUCCUCCUCCUGCCAUGGGAACUCAGGGGACUGGGAUCCCAGCUCAUUCCUGUCGGCACAUAAGCUCUCGGGCCUCUGGAACUCCCCACACUCCAGUGGGGCCUUGCCCGGCAGCUCGCUCGGGAGCCCUCCUGCCAUCCCCGGUGAGGCUUUCCCCAUCUCGGAGCACCACCAGCACUCAGACCUCACUGCUCCCCCUAACAGCCCCACUGGCCACCACCCCCAGCCAGCAUCUCUUAUCCCUUCUCACCCUGGCUCCUUCAGCUCACCUCCCCACCCACACCUGAUGCCUACUACCCCAGCAGCACCUUUCCCCACCCAGGCUUCAGAGUACCCUGUGGCUGCUGCUGCCACUGCUCCCCACCCUCCAGGGACAUGUCAGAGCCCCCACCUGCCCUCCACCAGCAUGCCGCUCCUGAAGAUGCCUCCACCAUUCUCAGGAUGCAGCCACCCCUGCAGUGGGCACUGCAGCGGGCACUGCAGCGGGCCUCUCCUCCCACCACCGAGCUCUCAGCCACUCCCUAGCACUCACAGGGACCCCGGGUGCAAGGGGCACAAGUUUGCACACAGCGGCCUGGGCUGCCCACUGCCCCAGCCCUGCGAGGCAGACGAGGGGCUGGGUGAGGAAGAGGACAGCAGCUCUGAGCGCAGCUCCUGCACCUCAACUUCCACCCACCAGAGAGAUGGGAAGUUCUGCGACUGCUGCUACUGUGAGUUCUUCGGCCACAAUGCGCCACCCGCUGCCCCGACGAGUCGGAAUUAUACCGAGAUCCGGGAGAAGCUCCGCUCAAGGCUGACCAGGCGGAAAGAGGAGCUGCCUAUGAAGGGGGGCACCCUGGGCGGGAUCCCUGGGGAGCCCGCCGUGGACCACCGAGAUGUGGAUGAGCUGCUGGAAUUCAUCAACAGCACGGAGCCCAAAGUCCCCAACAGCGCCAGGGCCGCCAAGCGGGCCCGGCACAAGCUGAAAAAGAAGGAAAAAGAGAAGGCCCAGUUGGCAGCAGAAGCUCUGAAGCAGGGGAAUCGUGUUUCUGGAAGCCAGGAGCCAAGGCCUGCCAGGGAGAGGCUGUUGGAGUGGCCUGACCAGGAACUGGAUCGGGUCAACAGCUUUCUGAGCAGCCGGCUGCAAGAGAUCAAGAACACUGUCAAGGACUCUAUCCGCGCCAGCUUCAGCAUGUGUGAGCUCAGCAUGGACAGCAAUGGCUUCUCUAAGGAGGUAGCUGCCGAGCCUGAGCCCCAGACUUUACCCCCCUCAAACCUCAAUGGCUCCUCAGAGCAACGGCCUGACAUCAACCUUGACCUGUCCCCUUUGACUUUGGGCUCCUCCCAGGGCCACACAUUACAAGCUACAGGUGAGCCAGCCCCACCGUGGGCAGAAAUGAGAGGCCCCCACCCACCAUGGACAGAGGUGAGGGGUCCUCCUCCUGGUAUCACCCCUGAAAAUGGGCUAGUGAGGAGACUCAACACUGUGCCCAACCUGUCCCGGGUGAUUUGGGUCAAGACACCCAAGCCAGGCAAUCCUAACUCUGAGGAGCCAAGUUCAAAGGAAAUCCCAAGUUGCAAACAGGAGCUGUCUGAGCCUGUGGCUGCAAGUGGAAAGUCACGGAAGGGCAAGAGACAGGGCAGUCAGGCCAAGAAGAGCGAAGUGAGCCUGGCCCCCCGGCCCCCAACCAGCAUAGAGGCCCCCAGUACCAAGAGCCAGAUGUCUGGUCCCAAGCAGCUAGGUAAGGGCCCAGAGCCUCCCAAAGUGGGCAGCUGCUCCGAAGCUGAAGGGUUAAGCCGGCCAGGACCAGGUUGGGCUGAUAGCUCCAAAACUGAGAAGGAGAAGGGCAGCUCCUGGAGGAACUGGCCAGCUGAGGCCAAGGCACGGCCUCCAGAGCAGGAGUCUGUGCAGCCCCCAGGCCCAGCGAGGCCACAGAGCAUGCCCCAGGGCAAGGGCCGCAGUCGCCGGAGUCGCAACAAGCAGGAGAAGUCAGCCGCCUCGUUGGACGAUGUAUUCCUGCCCAAGGACAUGGAUGGGGUGGAGAUGGAUGAGACUGACCGCGAGGUGGAGUAUUUCAAGAGGUUCUGUUUGGAUUCUGCAAAGCAAACUCGUCAGAAAGUUGCUGUGAAUUGGACCAACUUCAGCCUCAAGAAAACCACUCCCAGCACAGCUCAGUAAGGUCAAGCUUCAUCAGGGCAUCCUGAGACCCCAACUGCCAGCUGAAAGUACAGGUUCUCCUUCCAUGUGUCCUGACCACCUGCCCUGACCCUUGCUGCUCCUUCCAUCCUGGACCAACCAAAAGCUGAAUGGAUGUCACGCUGUGCAGGGGUCCUUCAGACCUUCUGCUGAGCUGCUUCCUGGUGCUAUGCAGCCUCCAUAUUUAGAGACUGGGGACUUGGCUGGCCUAUGGGCCAGGGGCUGAUGGUACUGCUGGCCCAACACUGCUCUUUGUGUUCAGUUUUAUUGUUUUUAUUUUUAUUUUUUUCAAUUCUUUUGAUACUGUGAAGAUCUUUCAUGCUGAAAGAUAAAGCAACAUUUGAACACAGA
This is a messenger RNA of Chinchilla lanigera (long-tailed chinchilla), 3768 nucleotides long. It is a transcript of the gene Fam193b, whose product is annotated as family with sequence similarity 193, member B. The record is from RefSeq and is a predicted model, not a curated record. The transcript has 11 exons. Gene Ontology annotation, cellular component: cytoplasm; nucleus. The coding region runs from base 1036 to 3399 and encodes 787 amino acids. Lineage: Eukaryota; Metazoa; Chordata; Mammalia; Rodentia; Chinchillidae.